UCUUGGAGCCAGCAUGGCUCAUUCCAUGCAGUACCCAGGCAGUGUAGCCCUGGACAGAGACAGUGGACCUGGCACACCCAGGACACUCACUCCUCCCCUGCCUGCACUCUGAGAGGAGCCAGAGUCCAGGGCUGUAUAGCCUUUUGAUCCCCAGAGCUGUAGUUGCCUUUUUCUAGCUGCAAUGGACAGCGAGUUCUGGAUGCUGGUCUUGUGCGCCCUGCUGCUGCUAGCCUUUGGGCUGCUGAGCUUCCUGCGCUUGGAUAGUGACCUGACGCUGCUGUGGGCUGCAUGGAUGGGCCAGCGUCCAGCAGAACAGGCACUGAUUGGCAUGGUGGUGUGGGUUACUGGAGCGUCAAGUGGCAUUGGCGAGGAGCUAGCUUUCCAGUUAUCUAAACUCGGGGUCUCUCUGGUGCUCUCAGCCCGAAGGACGCAGGAGCUGGAGCGGGUGAAGAGAAGAUGCCUGGAGAAUGGCAACAUGAAAGAAAAAGACAUAUUGGUUUUGCCUCUUGACCUGGCUGACACAAGUUCCCAUGAUACUGCUACCAAAGCUGUUCUCCGGGAGUUUGGGAGAAUUGACAUUCUGGUCAACAAUGCUGGAGAAUCCAAUUACUGCUUUGCUGUGGAUGCCAACCUGGAUGUCUUCAAGGUGCUAAUGGAGGUGAACUACUUAGGGACAGUGUCAUUGACCAAGUGUGUUCUGCCUCACAUGAUGGAGAGAAAGCAAGGAAAGAUUGUGAUCAUGAACAGCCUUGCGGGAAUUCAACCCAGCCCUCUUUGCUGUGGGUAUAUUGCCAGCAAACAUGCUCUUCGGGGGUUUGCUAAUGCACUCCGAACUGAACUUUUGGACCAUCCAGGUAUAACAUUGUCUACCAUUUGCCCAGGACCUGUGCAUUCAAAUAUUUACAAGAAUUAUCUUACUAGAGAAGCCAUUAAGGCCAAAUGGCCUUAUCCUCAGGAAUUUCCCAAGAUGGCAACAAGCCGCUGUGUCCAGCUAAUACUAGUCUCCAUGGCCAAUGAUCUGGAGGAAGUCUGGAUAGCUAAUCAGCCUGCCUUGUUUCGGACAUAUGUGUGGCAGUAUGUGCCAAUCCGGGACUGGAUAAUUUCAAGGACGCAAUGGAAGAAAAGAAUUGAAAUAUUUAGGAUUAACAUGGAUAACUCAGUGGGUGAUCAUGACAAGAGGCCGAGUAAAUGAGGCUCCACAGUCCUGCACUUUUGGCUAUCAAAUGGAGACCAUCCGGUGAGAAAGUGAGCCCUUCACAAUCUCCCUAACAGGCCAAACGGCCUCGUGCUAAGAUCUGGUUUUCACCCCCUUUCUCCCUAUUCCCUUCCUGGCACCUGAGGCUGUAAAAGCUGAAUUAUAGUCCCCUCUUCCCUAUCUCUUC
Molecule: messenger RNA, 1382 nt
Organism: Mus caroli (Ryukyu mouse)
Lineage: Eukaryota; Metazoa; Chordata; Mammalia; Rodentia; Muridae
Product: dehydrogenase/reductase SDR family member 7-like
Source: RefSeq, a predicted model, not a curated record